UUUCAUAUGGUGCAAAAAGGUGUUCUUUUAGUCAACAGUAGAAACAGGGACUCAGAAUUAUUUCCUUGAGAACAUUGGAUGUUGAGAAAUCGAAACCAUAUCAAGCUUUCGUUUGUCAUGUUGCCAGGACGGGGAGCUACAAGACUGAUUUUGAAAUUGGAGGAGUCUGUGAGAAUACAAAAUACAUGUAAAUCGCUUUUGAGUACCCAAGAUGUUAUGAAAAGAGAAAAAAAAUAUGCAGCUCACAACUAUCAUCCACUUCCGGUUGCCUUGUGUAGAGGAGAAGGAGUUUUUGUGUGGGAUAUUGAAGGAAAACGAUAUUUCGACUACCUCAGUGGAUACUCUGCCAAUAAUUUUGGUCACUGUCAUCCAAAAAUAGUAAAAGCAUUACAAGACCAGAGCGCAGUUCUGCAUCACACAUCCAGAGCAUUUUACUCCGAUAAAUUGGGAGAAUAUGCAGAAGUAAUCACCAAACUUUUUGGAUAUGACAAACUGAUGCCAAUGAACACAGGAGUGGAAGCGGGUGACACGGCUUGCAAAAUCGCUAGAAAAUGGGGAUAUUUGAUGAAGAACAUUCCUCGCGAUGAAGCUAAAAUAAUUUUCGCGGCCAACAAUUUUUGGGGUAGAUCUUUGGCUGCUAUUUCAGCUUCAACAGAUCCUUCCAGUUUUGAGGGAUAUGGACCAUUCUUACCGGGAUUCUCGUGCAUUCCUUAUGAUGAUCUAAGUGCACUUGAGGUAAGUUUUGAACUAUUAUCUGAGCCUGAACUCGUUGAAUUUGAAUAUGAACUUUUUCAAAUCAUCACAUAAAUCAUCAUCUAAGAUUGAUUAUAAAGUAUCAGAGAAUUGUGCACCAAAUACAAUGUUUUAUGGAUUGCUGAUGAAAUACAAACUGGUCUAGGCAGAACGGGUAGAAGAUUGGCCGUAGAUUAUGAGAAUGUGUUACCCGACAUAUUAGUUCUUGGAAAAGCAUUAGGGGGAGGUGUUUACCCCGUGUCAGCUUGCUUGGCAAAUGAUGAUAUUAUGAUGGUUAUUGAACCUGGUACUCAUGGUUCAACCUUCGGAGGUAACCCAUUAGCUUCCAAAGUAGCGAUAGCAUCACUAGAAGUGUUGGAAGAAGAAAACGUUGCCGAAAAUGCUUUGAAAAUGGGAAAUAAAUUCAGAGCCGAACUAAAGAAAAAACUCAAUAGCAAAGUUGUUAUUGAGGUCAGAGGAAAAGGUCUUCUGAAUGCUAUAGUGAUUAACCAAAACAUAAAAGCCGAAGCUUGGGAUAUUUGUCUGAAACUGAAAGAAGAAGGAUUGAUAGCUAAACACACACACGAAUACAUAGUCAGAUUUGCUCCUCCCUUGAUAAUUUCUGAAGAACAACUCGAAGAGUCAAUGGAGAUAAUUAUUCGAACCAUUAAUAAUAUUGGAACAAUUUAGUGCUAAAAUCCAGUAAUUUCGAAAUAGUUUGUUGAAUUUCUAUGAAAUAUUGUGUGAAAUAUGAUAACAAAAUGUAUUACAUUUUUUAAAUACCAAA
Messenger RNA from Leptinotarsa decemlineata (Colorado potato beetle), 1519 nucleotides. Its product is annotated as ornithine aminotransferase, mitochondrial-like. NCBI's taxonomy places the organism in Eukaryota, Metazoa, Arthropoda, Insecta, Coleoptera, Chrysomelidae. The record is from RefSeq and is a predicted model, not a curated record. Gene Ontology annotation, molecular function: pyridoxal phosphate binding; L-ornithine transaminase activity; identical protein binding. Gene Ontology annotation, cellular component: cytoplasm.